AUGGCUCCUAAGUAUGGAUGUUUACUAGUGCUUUUAACUCUUUUUGUGAGCACAUGCUGGGGACAGCAGUUAAUUCUACCAAAAGGUCGUUAUGACGACACACUUCGGGGAUUAUGUAGAGAAAACGAUGCGUACGCCAAGGUUCCAUGGGACUGUCAGGCUUAUGUUCAAUGUAAAUCCUCGCCAGGAAGUAGGGAAAUAUUUCUCCAGAGGUGUCCUGCAUCACUGGAGUUUAAUAUGAAACACAAGACAUGUGGCUGGCCUGAAUCAACGUGCCCGGAUCUAAAAGAUUUGGUGGAUUCAUUUUGUCUAGAACACCCGACAGCAUUACUUCCAAACCCCGAUAAUUGUGCUCAGUAUUAUGAUUGUUCGAGACCCACAAGAAAACAGUUUGCUGGGGCCACGCCCUAUCUUCAGGAAUGUCCUCACCCACAACUGUUUGACCUGGUGACUUUUGAUUGCCUCGACUACAGAAAUGUUAAGUGCUCCAACAGGAAACAACCAGUGUCACCUUGUGACUACAAGGCGUAUGAAUGUACAGGACCCGACUGUAAGAAGUGCACAGACCAGAUUCCCGGAUGCACAGGGAAGGCGGAUGGACCAAACCCUCAUCCAAGUCGUCUUCUUUCCAACUAUUUCGUUGUAUGUCAAAAUGGCAAAGCUACGUCGGUAGAGACGUGUUCCAGAGGGCUUUUUGACCCCACUCAGGGCCGGUGUACAACCCAACUGGACCCCCUAUCCGUCGAUACAUUCUGUAAGGAGAACCCUCGUGGAAAAAUCGCAAAUCCUUCCAACUGUGCCAUGGUGUAUGACUGCACGCGCACCAGACAGCGUAACAACUUCCUGAAAUACGAAGACGAGUGUCCCUACCCGAUGUAUUACUCCGAACUACAAUCAAUGUGCAUGGACUUCCGGGAUGUGCAGUGCGGCUUCCGGUCUCAACCGAUUAACAAAUGUGACUACCAGAGAUAUUCGUGUUCAGGUGCUAAUUGUCCUGUGUGUGAUCAAGUCUACCCUAGUUGCGCCGGCUUAUCUGAUGGACUGCAUGUAUAUCCUGGAAGGGAAGGCACCUCGUCUUAUAUCGAGUGCUUCCAGUCAAGAACAGUGGAUUCGGUUUCGAAAUGUCCAAAUGGAGCAAUAUUUGAUCCUAGAACGAGGUCGUGUGCAGGAAAUGCACAAAUCAAUCCAACAAACCCUAACAUCGGGGGUGGAGGCGGGUCUGGAGGUCCAUUCCCUAACACUGGAAACAAUGGCGGAAGUCCCCAGAUGGGAGGCGACUGCGUAAGCAACCCCCGGGCCCUUAUACCGGACAACACAAACUGCGCACGUUACAUUGACUGUAGUAAGGUGGACCCGACCCGGGGGCUGGCUAGUAUGAUUGAGGAGUGUCCCUACCCUCAGCUAUUUGAUUCUAGAACCAGUGAAUGUCAUAAUUUCAUUGAUGUCAGCUGUGGAGGUCGUUAUGAACCAAAAUCGCCAUGUGAGUAUGAAAACACCAAAAACCUAUGUAACGGACCUAUGUGUCAGCUAGAGUGCAGUAAAAGAUCCCCUAGCUGUGUUGGAAGACCGGACGGAAACAAUACGUUCCCGGACAGAGAACUGACCUCCUUCUACAUCUCGUGUAUGUUGGAACGGACGCUCUCUGUCGGUAUUUGUCGUUAUGGAGUAUAUGAUCCAACUCUUCGUCGAUGUACAACACAGCUUCACCCAGCGUCUGUCCAAGCCUUCUGCCAAAAGAAGCCCACCGCUGUGUUUCCGCACGUGGCCGAUUGCGGGCGGUACUACGACUGUAAUGACACCUUGGAUGAUCCCUUGUUCGGCCCGUACCUUAGAGAAUGUCGCUAUCCCGAGCUCUUCAACAUAGUCCAACUGCGAUGCGUGCCACCAAAAGAGGCUAAUUGUCGUUGGAGACGCGAGCCCAAGAACCCAUGCGACUACUUAUAUAACCAACAUUGUCCGGACCCCUCGUGUGAGCCUUGCGAGGUACGCUUCCCCGGAUGUGUCGGACGGUCAGACGGACGACAUCCUGUCAGUAAUACCGAAGAUAAAUAUUUUGUAUGCAGUGGCGGCAUGUUUGUCAGUAUGGAAAAAUGUACAGGGGCUUUAGGGUCGUACGACCCAGUCGCGAGGCAAUGUGUCGCCCCCUAUAAUUGCGCCGGAUAUCAGAAUGGUAACCACGCCAUUGCCGGAACGGAUACAGAUUAUUUCACUUGUGUAGAUGGCUUUUACGUCAGCAAAGGCUCGUGCGCACCAGAUACCUUCGACUCAGUGGACCGUGUCUGCGUUCAAUCACCAUGCGCAGCUUUACUGGACGGAAAUUACAUUAUACCAGGACAGAAAACUGAUUUCUUCAUUUGCCAGAAUGGUAAAUAUGUGGAUAAAAUGUCCUGCGCGCCAUUCACAUUUGACGAGACGACCAAAGAGUGUCUGACACAUCCUGAUUGCGCAGGGUUGGAUGGAAACUUCCCUAUGCUAGAUUCUCCCAGUGAGUAUUUCACCUGUCGAAGUGGCCGGUACAUAGAGUCUGCCUCUUGUUCACCAGAAACCUUUAACAUAGACACAGGUCGAUGUAAUCUUCCUAGUUGUACUGGACGUCCAAACGGCAACAAUGCUCUUGUUGGUGCAGCUUCAGAGUUUAUCGUCUGCAGAAACUCUUACUAUCUACGGACGGGGUCCUGCGCGCCCUCCACCUUCGAUCCUGAGUCCCGACAAUGUAAAGUUCUCGAUUGCAGUCAGUUAGCUGAUGGUACGUACCCGAUAUCGGGAACAGACAACUCUUUCUCUGGAUCAGACUCGGACUGGAUCCGAUGUGAAGGGGGCUUUAGAGUUUCAAGCGGGACAUGUGAUCCGUUGUCCUACAAUCCCAUCACCUCGAAUUGUCAGGCAUCGCCAUCUUGUUCAUCACAGCCAAAUGGGAACAACCCCAUGAUUGAUAACGACUUCGUAUAUUUCAACUGUGAAAACGGCAUUUUACUUUUUAUCCAAUCAUGUGCUCCAUUUCCUUUUGAUCCCGUCACGCGCCAAUGUAGCUUCCCAGCUUGCGCGGGUGAUGGUAACUUUGCCAUCCCUUACAACAACCGACUAUACAUCACCUGUAGGAACGGCGAAAUCGCCUUUGAGGGAGACUGCGGCCCGUCAUUGUUUGAUCCAGUGACUGGGUUGUGUCGAGCUCUUCCAGAAUGUUUUGGACUUAUUGAAGGAAACAACGCCUUGCCUGGCACUGAAGAUAUGUACUUCGAGUGUCAGAGAGGCAAAUUCGUCAAGAUGUAUUCGUGUACUCCGCAGAUCUACAACCCUCUGACAGGACGCUGUAUCCCACCUAUCAAUCCUUCUGAUCCGGCCGCGUUUUGUCAGCGUGACCCCACAGCCAUCUUCCCCCAUCCCGAUAGCUGUGCCCGUUAUAUAAGCUGUGCCAAUGAGAAAACACAACUCGGUAACUAUCAAGAGGAAUGUCCCUACCCAACACUGCUCGAUAGCAACGAUGGUGUCUGUAAACCGUAUAGAGAAGUGCAGUGUGGGAGCCGAAUGGAACCUAAAUCACCUUGUGAUUACGAGAAGACGAAGCAGUGCACGUCCCCUGACGGAAUCUGUACACCGUGCGAACAGGAACACCCGAGCUGUGUUGGAAAGAGGGACGGGCCACAUGCCAUUACAAAUCGACCGGAAUGGUUUGUUCAUUGUGCAGACGAGAGAACCUAUGCCGUAAAGAAGUGCCCGGAUACAGCUCCAUAUUUCGACCCAAUUAUUGGCUCUUGUUCCGUAAGCUUGGACCCAUUGAACCCCGGUCCGUACUGUAAAGCUAACCCCACCGUCGUGGCGUUACACCCUGACAACUGUGCACAGUACAUAGACUGUAGACAGCUGCAUACAGACUUCGGAAACUAUAAACAAGAAUGUGUCUACCCAGAUCUUUUUGAUGAACAGACGAGUAGUUGCAGACCGUACAUCCAUGUCGACUGUGGCGCGCGGCCUAUACCGAAAGGACCAUGCGAGUAUGAAGCUAACAUGCGUUGCCUAAGUAACCGUUGUACUGUUUGCGAGGAAACUUUCCCGUCUUGUGUGGGACUUCCGAACGGCAAUAAUGCCUUCCCGGGACAUCGAAAUAAGUUUAUAGAGUGUAUGGAUGACCGCACCAUUCGUCAAGACACGUGCACAAAUGGCUACUAUGACCCGGCUUCUCGGAUCUGUACUCUAAAGUUUGACCCAGCCGAUCCGGAGCCUUACUGCGCCAUCAAACCCAAUGCUCUGGUAGCCAGUGAAAUGCUUUGUUCACAGUAUUAUGACUGCAGUAAGCCAGACAGUGCCUAUGGCCGGAACCUUCAUGAAUGUCAAUACCCUUUGCUCUUUUCAAGGACAACAUUGUCGUGUCAGGACUUUAGUACGGUCGACUGCGACACCCGAUUUGAGCCUAUUCAACCAUGUGAAUAUCUGCAAAACAAAUGUGUGCCCACCCCUGGAUCUGCCGCGUGUACACCGUGCGCAGAACGCCUUCCUCCGUGUAUCGGUCGCCCUGACGGAAACAACACUUUCCCCGGUCGCGAGAACACGCCCUUUUUCAUCACUUGUUUCAAACAACGAACAAUAUUUGUGAGGACGUGUGAGCGAGGAUAUUUCGACCCAGUCCUGAAAAUAUGCCAGUUCGAAAUUGACAUCGCAAAUCCAAGGCCAUUCUGCGCAUUCAACCCGACCGUCCGAGUUCCUCAUCCCGGAAGUUGCGCAAAGUAUUUUGACUGUAGCGCGGAAGUGAGUGUGUACGGCGAGUUCGUAGACGAAUGUCAGUAUCCUCUACUCUUCAACAGACAGUCUCAAACAUGUGACGAGUUCGAUAAGGUCGACUGUGGCAAUGUCCCUGUACCGCAAGCUCCAUGUGAGUACGACCAGAACACCUGCGCAAUCACACAGGAGAUGAGUUGUCAACCUUGUAAUGAGCGUCUUCCCAGCUGUAUCGGGAAAGAGGCCGGAAAUCACACAUUCCCAGGGCGUGAGCUUUCCACAUACUACGUCGUCUGUUUCCGAAAUAGAACUGUCGCCGUACGGUCAUGCGCAGAAGGAUUUUUUGAUCCUGCUUCUGGCCUGUGCACAACAGUUCUCACAGCAGCUGCUAUUCGUGGUUUCUGUGUCGCCAAUCCUGGAGUGAUUAAGGCCAACCCACUGAACUGUGCCCAGUACUUCGACUGUGGAAAUGCCAGUAUCCGUGCUCAGACCUUCCUCAGAGAAUGUCCGUACCCUAUGCAGUUCAACGCCGAUUCUCUUGCCUGUCAGAACUUUACAAGUGUCAAUUGUGACACGCGUAAAGACAUAAAACUACCCUGCGACUACUUACAGAAUCGAUGUAAUCCAGCAGAUCCGAAUUGUCAGCCAUGUGAACAACGUAUCCCCAGCUGUGCGGGUUUGCCGGACGGAAACAAUCCGUUCCCUGAUCGACCAAUGACUAACUACUUUAUUGUUUGUUUGAAUGAACGGACAGUGUCCAUAGAGAAAUGCGGAAGACUUUAUGACCCUGGUUCUCGCGCUUGUGUUAAUGACGUCACAGAACCAAUGGUGAAGACCUAUUGUGACGCGAACAAGGGUUCCAUCAAGGCUCAUCCUUACCAGUGUGCACAAUACUAUGACUGUCGAAGGGCAAUCGGUGGUUCCUUCCUCCGGGAGUGUAAAUACCCACAACUGUUUGAUGAUUUGACUGAUACCUGUCGAAACUUCUCAGAAGUCGACUGUACAAACAAAUUCGUACCUCAAGCUCCAUGUGACUACCUCCAAAAUCAUUGUCCACCCAACUAUCCCGGAUGUCAACCGUGUGAGGAACGCCUCCCAAGUUGCGUUUCGCUUCCAGACGGUAACAAUCCAUUCCCCGGACGUCUGUCAUCCGAAUUCUACAUCCAGUGUUUCCAGAACCGUACAGUUUCCGUAGAAGCCUGUCAAGUAUCCCAGUACGAUCAUACAAUUAGGAGCUGUUCUCCGCAGAUAAAUCCAAAUCUGCUGUCUAGUCACUGUAAGGAGAGACCAUUUGACCUCAUUCCUGACCCCACCAAUUGUGCCAGGUACUUCAACUGUAGCAACCCGGCCGUUUCUCAGGGUAUGAGCCAGCCAUAUAUGUCGGAGUGCAAAUAUCCAAAGUUGUUCGUUUCCUCCAGUAUGGGUUGUCAAAUAUUUACGACGGUGUCCUGCGUGGACCGAUACGAACCUAGGGCUCCCUGUGAGUAUGUCCAGAAUCAGUGUUUCGGUACCGAAUGUGAACCCUGCGAAUCAAAGUUCCCGAACUGCAUCGGUAAGGACGACGGAAGUAAUGAGUUCCCUGGGAAGGAAUUAAGUCGACUCUACACCGUCUGCUACUCUAACCGCACAGUCGCAAUUGUGUCAUGCGCAGUGGGUAUCUACAAUCAUAGGGAGAAGGCAUGUGUACAGGAUGCAGUGACGACACCAGCAACUGUACCUUGA
Ylistrum balloti is the source of this 6435-nucleotide messenger RNA. RefSeq lists its product as uncharacterized. The record is from RefSeq and is a predicted model, not a curated record. Gene Ontology annotation, molecular function: chitin binding. Gene Ontology annotation, cellular component: extracellular region. The transcript has 23 exons. Lineage: Eukaryota; Metazoa; Mollusca; Bivalvia; Pectinida; Pectinidae. The coding region runs from base 1 to 6435 and encodes 2144 amino acids.